AUGUUCCUUCGUCACCAGCCAUUCAAAGGACUGUAUCUGGCUUUCGAGCUUCUACUGACUCUCUUCGUGCGAAUACCUGUGUGGACCAUUCUGUCACUGCCAAGGUCAUGGCGCCCUCGACGGUCCUGGGAUAUGAGACGUGUCAUAUGGGUGCGACUCAUCAAGUUGAUCAUCGAGCUACCGAACAGAACUGGCCCCAUAACCACAGUUCCAAACCAUCUCGCGAUUACCCCGGGCGUGGGCGUGAAUGGGGUCUGGGUCGAGCCUGUACCACAACUAAUCACUUCCCCCCUCUCUGAAUGGGCAGCGAAAGCAGCAGUUUCUCCGAUCAGGAUCCCAGGAUAUUGGAUUCACAAGAAAGGCUCAACCAUUCCGGUGGGCGCGCCUCCUAUGCCUGGCGAAAAGGUCGUGUACUCAAUGCACGGCGGUGCCUACGUCCAUGAAUCCGCGCACCCUACACAACCCGUUGCAGCCAUCAGCAGAGGGUUCCUCAAGCACGCUCAAUCAGUGCACCGAGUCUUUUCCAUCGAAUACCGGCUAUCUUCAUCCCGCCCUGUGCCGUUCGCACCGUUUCCAACUGCACUCAUCGACGCGCUAGCUGGUUACGCGUACCUCGUAAACGAAGUCGGGUUCCACCCAGCCGACAUCAUCUGCGAGGGUGACUCUGCGGGCGGCAACCUUGCGUACGCUCUCACGCGCUAUCUGGUCGAACAACACAACAAUGGCAACACCCAGAUACCCGCCCCGCCAGGAGCCUUAUUGCUCCUGUCUCCCUGGGUCGACUUGUCCUUCUCUCACGACGAAAAUCCUGAGACCGACGCGUCCCAUCGCUUCGUCAACUCGGAUUAUAUCGAUAUACGGCCAGGAAUACAGGGAGUGAAUUAUCCCAAAGUGGCUUUCCUUGGUCCUCAUGGGUUCGCCGCCGCGGAGACGAACCGAUAUAUCUCCCCGGCAGCGAAGAAUCCGGCUAUCUUCAAUACCGAGAACCCAAUGGAGACUCCUCUAUUCAAGGGAUUCCCAAGGACGUUUAUUGUUGUAGGCGGUGCCGAAGUACUAUACGACCAGAUCAAGACAUUCAUCAGUCGAAUGGUCAGCGAGUUGGGUGCUGGCGACGGGCUCAACGCCGGCGAAGGCAAGGUGGCUGUUCACGAAGCCCCCGACGCUAUCCAUGAUUAUCUCGUAUUCCCCUGGCACGAGCCUGAGCGCAGCGAGACACUCAAUGCCAUCGCUACUUGGAUCGAUGCUGAUAAAGCGUGA
This is a messenger RNA of Pleurotus ostreatus (oyster mushroom), 1257 nucleotides long. RefSeq lists its product as uncharacterized. The record is from RefSeq and is a predicted model, not a curated record. NCBI's taxonomy places the organism in Eukaryota, Fungi, Basidiomycota, Agaricomycetes, Agaricales, Pleurotaceae. The transcript is spliced from 3 exons. The coding region runs from base 1 to 1257 and encodes 418 amino acids. Gene Ontology annotation, molecular function: hydrolase activity.